Molecule: messenger RNA, 1254 nt
Organism: Stereum hirsutum FP-91666 SS1
Lineage: Eukaryota; Fungi; Basidiomycota; Agaricomycetes; Russulales; Stereaceae
Exons: 4
Coding region: 1-1254 (417 amino acids)
Biological process (GO): mRNA processing
Cellular component (GO): U2AF complex; U2-type prespliceosome; nuclear speck
Molecular function (GO): poly-pyrimidine tract binding; pre-mRNA 3'-splice site binding
Source: RefSeq, a predicted model, not a curated record
AUGUCCUCAUAUUGUCCCGCUUUAGUUAGUGCUGACCAUCAUUCUCUGCGUACAGGCCUGUUCAAUCUGCCCGGCGCGAAUCGUACCCAAAUUGCGCCUAUCCUGAGUGCUCCCGGUUUGCCCCCUCCCAUGCCUGUUCAGACCUUCGGUAUGGGGAUGGGCGUUAACCCUAACCUCUCUCGCCAAUCCCGUCGUCUGUAUAUUGGGAGCAUCACCCCGGAUAUCACUGAACAAAACCUUACCGACUUCUUCAACAGCAAGAUGAUCGAGAUGAAUAUUGGAACGGGAGCGCCUGGUCCCCCGGUUCUGGCCGUACAGUGCAACUACGAAAAGAACUACGCCUUCGUCGAGUUCCGUAGUGCAGAAGAUGCAACAGCUGCCAUGGCCUUUGAUGGUAUCAUCUUCGUCAAUGGACCUCUCAAAAUCCGUAGGCCGAAGGACUAUGGAGGCAUGGAGAUGCCCGCACCUCCCCUUCACGUUCCCGGUGUUGUAUCCACGAAUGUUCCAGACUCGCCUCACAAGAUAUUCGUUGGCGGUCUUCCGUCGUAUCUCAACGAAGAGCAGGUCAUGGAACUCUUAAAGAGUUUCGGUGACUUGAAGGCUUUCAACCUCGUUCGUGAGAACGGCAACGGUCCGUCAAAGGGCUUCGCCUUCUUUGAGUAUGUCGACCCCGAAGUCACAGACGUUGCUAUCCAAUCCCUCAGUGGCAUGGAACUCGGCGAUCGCUACCUUGUCGUCCAACGUGCCUCCGUUGGCGCUAAAGCCGGCCAACCAGGCAUGCCGAAUCUUCCCUACGACCAAUUCCCCGAGAUUCCCCGUCCAAUCCUCCCCGCUGGUGCUUCCGACCUCUCCAGCGCAAACUCCCGUAUUCUUCUCAUGCUUAACAUGGUCACCCCCGAAGAUCUCAUCGACGACUCUGAAUACGCCGACCUGCUCGAGGAUAUCCGCGAAGAGGUGGCGAACUACGGCGACGUCGACGAUGUGAGGAUCCCGAGACCGGAUGCGCAGAGGGCUGACGAGGCGGCUGGGGUGGGCAGAGUCUACGUAAGGUAUAAGGACGCGGAGGGGGCUGCGAAGGGGAUGCAGGCGUUGGCGGGACGGUCGUUCGCGGGGAGGUCGAUUAUUGCGACCGUGUUGAGUGAGGAUAGUCAGGUUACGCCACCGCUGGACUUGAUAUUCGCACCGCAGCCAGUGGCAGCACCCCCUUUGCCUGAGGCUGACAGUAAUGAGUCGGCACUGAGCGCGGCUGCUUGA